Mytilinidion resinicola is the source of this 750-nucleotide messenger RNA. RefSeq lists its product as uncharacterized. The transcript is spliced from 3 exons. NCBI's taxonomy places the organism in Eukaryota, Fungi, Ascomycota, Dothideomycetes, Mytilinidiales, Mytilinidiaceae. The record is from RefSeq and is a predicted model, not a curated record. The coding region runs from base 234 to 578 and encodes 114 amino acids.
UUCGAGGUAGAAAUCAGAACGUUAUGUAUAUAGAUCGUGAAUCUGAUAUGGAAAUCAUGAAAAGUAGAACUUGGAAGAAUCGCAGAAGUGCUUUGAUGGGGUGAACAUGCAGGAAGCAUCUCUACCCAUCAAUUCUCGUUCCUGUCCCAUUCGCCUCAAACCUUCAAGAAGCUCUCCAUGUUGCUAGAAACUGAGGAGCAAGAAGGGAGUCGGGCUCGGAAGAAGUGUUAGACAUGGCUCCUCUGGUAUCGCGCUCAGAAUUCGAUCAUCACACUACGCUCUGCCUUACUCGCGAGGUUAAGGAACUUCUCGUACAAUUCUGCCCUCAAGUCGAAAAUCCUUCUCACCCAAACCAACCGGAACCAUGCCGCCCGGAAAUGGAGGAUCGAGAUGAGUUCGAAGGAUCUAACGUGAGAACCCUUCCUUCUUUCUUGUAUUUUAACCACCUAAUCCCUCCAGGCACACCCCCUAAUUCCUCCAGGCACACACCCCCUCUUAGCGCUUCACCACCUUCUGAUUGGCUCGGAGCAGUGCGGAGGAAGCUCCGGGCAUUCACUUUUACGUCUCUCUACACGUGACGCUAUACGCAAGGCCGUAUGUGAUGCUAUACGCGAGGCCGUACAUGAUGCUAUACACGAGCUCACGUACAGCUAUAUAGCUAUGCCGAUUCGUAUAGCCUCACAUAUAGCCUCAGGUACGAGCUCAGGUACGAGCUCACGUAGUCUAAUAGCAUGCCAAACCUGCCAAAAC